ACCGGCAUUCAUUGUACACUUUCUGUGAUAGUACAGUACAGGUGUUCCCGUAGCAACCAAUUCGUGUGGAUACACAUUUUUUUUCUACUUUACUAAUCAAUUUAAAAAACCUAAUUCAAAAUGUGUGACGAAGAAGUUGCCGCUUUAGUUGUAGACAAUGGAUCUGGUAUGUGCAAAGCUGGUUUUGCUGGAGAUGAUGCUCCAAGAGCCGUGUUCCCAUCGAUUGUUGGUCGCCCUCGCCAUCAAGGCGUAAUGGUCGGAAUGGGACAAAAAGAUUCUUACGUUGGAGAUGAAGCCCAAAGUAAACGUGGUAUUCUUACCUUAAAAUACCCAAUUGAACACGGUAUCGUCACGAACUGGGAUGAUAUGGAAAAGAUCUGGCAUCAUACCUUCUACAAUGAACUUCGUGUCGCCCCCGAGGAACACCCAGUACUUCUUACCGAAGCUCCACUCAACCCAAAAGCCAACAGGGAGAAGAUGACCCAAAUUAUGUUUGAAACUUUCAACACCCCCGCUAUGUAUGUUGCGAUCCAAGCUGUACUUUCUUUGUAUGCUUCUGGGCGUACCACUGGUAUCGUAUUGGAUUCCGGAGAUGGUGUAUCCCACACUGUACCAAUCUACGAAGGAUACGCUCUUCCCCAUGCCAUCUUACGUCUUGAUUUGGCUGGCCGUGAUUUAACCGAUUACUUGAUGAAGAUCUUGACUGAACGUGGUUAUUCUUUCACCACCACCGCUGAAAGAGAAAUCGUUCGUGACAUCAAAGAAAAACUUUGCUAUGUCGCUUUAGAUUUUGAACAAGAAAUGGCCACCGCUGCAAGUUCGAGUUCUUUGGAGAAAAGUUACGAACUCCCUGAUGGUCAAGUCAUCACCAUUGGUAACGAAAGAUUCCGUUGCCCAGAAGCUUUGUUCCAACCUUCGUUCUUGGGUAUGGAAGCUUGCGGAAUCCAUGAAACCACUUACAACUCCAUCAUGAAAUGCGAUGUUGACAUCCGUAAAGAUUUGUACGCCAACACUGUCUUGUCUGGAGGUACCACCAUGUACCCAGGUAUCGCUGAUCGCAUGCAAAAAGAAAUCACUGCUUUGGCACCAUCUACAAUGAAGAUCAAAAUCAUUGCUCCACCUGAAAGGAAAUAUUCCGUAUGGAUCGGUGGAUCCAUUUUGGCUUCUCUUUCUACUUUCCAACAAAUGUGGAUCUCCAAACAGGAGUACGACGAGUCUGGCCCGUCCAUCGUCCACAGGAAGUGCUUCUAAAGAGGAUUUGGAAGUUUGUAGCCGCAGCCGCUGUCGCCGUCUUCGUCACCGUCGUCGUCAUUCCUACAUGUGCAUUCCACGACAACAUUGUAUUAUAUCUGAGUUCGGGGCCCGCCGAGCCGGCACACGAGGUACUUCUAUAGCCGUGUUUUUUAUAAAAACAGCGAGUGACAAUUCCGCUAGGCCAAAGUAUUACUGUCUUAAUUUCUCUUAUUUUUUUUGUAAUU
This is a messenger RNA of Onthophagus taurus, 1478 nucleotides long. RefSeq names its product actin-5C. NCBI's taxonomy places the organism in Eukaryota, Metazoa, Arthropoda, Insecta, Coleoptera, Scarabaeidae. The record is from RefSeq and is a predicted model, not a curated record.